Oryza brachyantha (malo sina) is the source of this 1526-nucleotide messenger RNA. RefSeq names its product tyrosine--tRNA ligase 1, cytoplasmic-like. Gene Ontology annotation, molecular function: ATP binding; tyrosine-tRNA ligase activity. Gene Ontology annotation, biological process: tRNA aminoacylation for protein translation. The record is from RefSeq and is a predicted model, not a curated record. The transcript is spliced from 9 exons. Bases 19 to 1197 code for a protein of 392 amino acids. Lineage: Eukaryota; Viridiplantae; Streptophyta; Magnoliopsida; Poales; Poaceae.
UCCGCCGCCGCCGCCGCCAUGGACCCCUCGCCGCCGCCGUCCGGGAGCUCCGGCGACGCCGCGGCGUCCGUAUCUGAGGCGGACGGGGCACCCUCCCCGUCUCCCGCCGUCCAGGACCUCGCCGUGGGCGUCGCGGCGAUGAGCCUGCAGGAUCGGUUCGAGCUGGUGCGGGGCAUCGGCGAGGAGUGCAUCCAGGAGGACGAGCUGAUGAACCUGCUGCAGAAGAAGCCCGUCCCCGUCUGCUACGACGGCUUCGAGCCCUCCGGCCGCAUGCACAUCGCGCAGGGUGUUGUGAAGACAAUCAAUGUUAACAAGAUGGUCAAAGCUGGAUGCAAAGUGAAAAUUUGGAUAGCAGACUGGUUUGCUCAGCUAAACAACAAGAUGGGGGGUGAUCUAAAAAAGAUCCAGACUGUCGGACGCUACAUGAUUGAGAUUUGGAAAGCAGCUGGUAUGAAUCUUGAUGGUGUGGAAUUCUUGUGGUCCUCAGAAGAAAUCAAUAAGCAUGCAAAUGAAUAUUGGCCACUCGUAAUGGACAUUGCCCGGAAAAAUAAUGUCAAGAGGAUAAUGAGAUGUUGUCAAAUAAUGGGUCGAAAUGAUUCAGACGAGUUGACAGCUGCCCAAAUCUUAUAUCCUUGCAUGCAGUGUGCUGACAUAUUUUUCUUGAAGGCCGAUAUUUGCCAGUUGGGCAUGGACCAAAGGAAGGUCAAUAUGCUAGCCAGGGAGUACUGUGAUGACAUCAAAAGGAAAAACAAACCGAUUAUUCUGUCACAUCAUAUGCUCCCUGGUUUUAAGGAGGGCCAGGAAAAGAUGUCAAAGAGUGAUCCAUCCUCAGCCAUUUUUAUGGAAGAUGAUGAGGCUCAGGUGAAUUUGAAGAUAAAACAAGCAUUUUGCCCUCCCAAAAUCGUUGAUGGGAACCCAUGCUUGGAGUACAUCAAGUACAUUGUUUUCCCUUGGUUUGAAACAUUUGAGGUGGUUCGGAAGGAAGAAAAUGGCGGCAACAAGACAUUUACCAACAUGAAUGAACUCAUCGCUGAUUAUGAGGGUGGUGCUUUGCAUCCUGCUGAUGUUAAACCAGCUCUGGCAAAAGCAAUAAACCAAAUAUUGAAGCCUAUUCGUGACCACUUCAAAAAUAAUAGCGAAGCAAAAGUUCUGCUCAACACUGUUAAGAAUUACAAAGUGAAGCAGGAAACUAGUUAAAGGUUUCAAGCUUCUAGUUCCUAAUGAUCUACAUGGAUAUCUUUAUCGGCUAUACUGGAACCAUAUGAGCUUAAUAUUUAGUGGAUGAAUUAUGUUUGCACAGUUUUAUUCACAAUACUGGGGACAGGUUAAUCAUUACAUGGCAAUCCACUAACUUUGUUUAGAUUAUGCAGUUCUGGGAUACAUAUUCCCUUUUUCAGUGUUAUAUACUGUGAAUGGUGAUGAUCACCUUACCGUUGUAGUAUGAGAAAAAGGCAAAAGUUUCUGAUUGCAGAAAUAGUGUAACUGUCUUGAUUUGAUACCAAACACUGGAAAUCAUUUUCAUUUUA